This is a messenger RNA of Neomonachus schauinslandi (Hawaiian monk seal), 1459 nucleotides long. It is a transcript of the gene PSPH, whose product is annotated as phosphoserine phosphatase. NCBI's taxonomy places the organism in Eukaryota, Metazoa, Chordata, Mammalia, Carnivora, Phocidae. Gene Ontology annotation, biological process: L-serine biosynthetic process; dephosphorylation. Gene Ontology annotation, cellular component: cytoplasm. Bases 228 to 905 code for a protein of 225 amino acids. The transcript is spliced from 7 exons. The record is from RefSeq and is a predicted model, not a curated record. Gene Ontology annotation, molecular function: L-phosphoserine phosphatase activity; magnesium ion binding.
CCGCAGUCGGAAGGUUAGAGCCGCGGGAGCCCGGGAGGCGGUGGCGGCAGUCCAGGAAGGAACAGCAGCACCCGGGCUCUUCCUCUUGCAGAACUCACACGGUCUCUUGUAAAGAAAUUUGUAGUCAGAACUUUAUGCUGCAUUUUUAUUCAGGAAAGAAGCAGGAAGAGAACAGUGUCAUUUCCUAGGAAUCCAGCACUGGAGAAACGAGGAAGAUUCUUCCAAGGAUGGUCUCCCAUUCAGAGUUGAGGAAACUUUUCUGUUCAGCUGACGCAGUAUGCUUUGAUGUUGAUAGCACAGUCAUCAGAGAAGAAGGAAUUGAUGAGCUAGCCAAAUUCUGUGGAGUUGAGGAUGCUGUGUCAGAAAUGACACGGCGAGCCAUGGGUGGGGCAGUGCCUUUCAAGGCUGCUCUCACAGAGCGCUUAGCUCUGAUCCAGCCCUCCAGGGAACAGGUGCAAAGGCUCAUAGCAGAGCACCCCCCACACCUGACCCCGGGCAUAAGGGAGCUAGUAAGUCGCCUCCAAGAGCGAAAUGUUCAGGUUUUCCUAAUAUCUGGUGGCUUUAGGAGUAUUGUAGAGCAUGUUGCUUCAAAGCUCAAUAUCCCAUCAACCAAUGUUUUUGCCAAUAGGCUGAAAUUCUACUUUAAUGGUGAAUAUGCAGGUUUUGAUGAGCUGCAGCCAACAGCUGAAUCUGGUGGGAAAGGAAAAGUUAUUAAACUUUUAAAGGAAAAAUUUCAAUUUAAGAAAAUAGUCAUGAUUGGAGAUGGCGCCACAGACAUGGAAGCCUGCCCUCCUGCUGAUGUUUUCAUUGGAUUUGGAGGAAAUGUGAUCAGACAACAAGUAAAAGACAAUGCAGAAUGGUACAUCACUGAUUUUGUAGAGCUUUUGGGAGAACUGGAAGAAUAAUAUCAAUUUUAUACGGUUCAUAACAACUUCAGGUUAAUUUUUUAAAGUUACACAGUUUGAUACCGUUUGCUUACAAUUGCCUAUUACAACUUAAUGUAUAGAUUUGGUACUGAUUAUCUGUACUUCCAAGUAAACUAUGGAAAAUUGCUCUUUUUUAACUGCAGUCCCAGCAUUAAUAUGGCCAUUAAUUACCUGGAGAGUUUUAUAAUCUGAGUUCUUUAUGUAUUUUCCUAGCGAUAUUUUAUUUGAAACUUUUUAAAGGUGGAUAGUAAAUGAAACACCUUCCCUAUUGGAGAUAUGGGUUAGGCAGCUUUAAGUGAAUGUUGGUUUUCCCUUUGGUAGGUAAAUAAAAGUUCAUCCAUAUAUCAGUACAGAUUGGUGCCUUGUCACUUUCUGCCUAUCGUGUAUUUCAAUAUCAAGUAUUUCAAGCACUUUCAGUGUUUGAGUAGAAACAACCUCCAGGCCAGGAACCAAGGAGUUGGAGACCCCACCCUGCUCACAGGGCAUCCUGCUGGUCACCGCGCAGCCCCCACCAACCCUCACACUGGGCCAGA